UGUUUAUUUUCUUACUUUAGGUUAUGUUUUAAAAUAUAAAAUAUAUUAUUAUUAUAAUGUUAACUCUGAACACGUAUAAAACCGAAUUAAACGCCGAUUCCCUCGAGUUUUGUCCCCACGAACCCAACCAAAACGUUUUCGUUUGCGCCAAUUAUCAACUUGAAAAAGAUGAAACAUCUCAAACAAGAAAAGGAUUAUUAUUAUUAUUUUCAAUCGAGGAUGAUUUAAAUUUAUUACAAACAAUCGGAUGUUCCGGAGUACUGGACACAAAAUGGUGCCGAAAUAAAAUUGGAAAUCGAUCAAUUUUGGGAGUUGUGAACGCGACGAAAUCAAUCGAAAUUUAUGUAUUAAAUUUAAAUGUUAAUUUAGUGUUACAAUGUAAAUUAACAAUUCCAAGUGAAAUUCCACAACUUUUAUUAUUAUCAUUGGAUUGGUCAUCUUCAGAAACGAAUUUUGGAUUGCAAGAGAUUGUUUGUAGCGACUCAAAAGGAAGUGUACAUCGAUUAAUUUACCAAAAUAAUCAGUUAACUUACUUAAACGGUUAUAAACCACACGAUUUCGAAUGUUGGUGUGUUACUUUUAAUCAUUUCAACUCAAACAUUUUUUAUUCCGGCGGUGAUGACACAUUUUUAUUCUCCCAUGAUUCCCGAAUUGGUGAUUUUACCUUUAAAAAUAAAUCCCACACUGCCGGGGUUACCUCAAUCCAAUCCAAUCCUCACCGAGAGCAUUUAUUAGCAACCGGAAGUUACGAUUCUUAUUUAAGAAUUUGGGAUGAUCGGAAAUUAAAGGAUUGCUUAUUCCAAUUGGAAUUACCCGGUACUUUAUGGCGAUUAAAAUGGGAUCCAUUCGGAGAUAAUCUUUUAUUAGCGGGGUGUAUGAGCGGAGGUGCUCACAUCGUUCAAAUUAAUGAUUGUAGCGGUGAAAUAAUUGGGGGUUAUAACGAACAUGAAAGUUUAGUUUACGGUGUUGAUUGGAGUUGGUUAUCUUUGGAGAGUAUUAAAAAAAUUAGAAAUGAAGCUCAGUAUUUAAUCGGAACUUGUUCUUUUUACGAUAAUUUAAUGUGUUUAACAACUUUUAAUACGUGAAUUAUUUUUGUGUUUA
This is a messenger RNA of Onthophagus taurus, 1101 nucleotides long. RefSeq names its product diphthine methyltransferase. NCBI's taxonomy places the organism in Eukaryota, Metazoa, Arthropoda, Insecta, Coleoptera, Scarabaeidae. Gene Ontology annotation, molecular function: protein binding; diphthine methylesterase activity. Gene Ontology annotation, cellular component: cytoplasm. The record is from RefSeq and is a predicted model, not a curated record. Gene Ontology annotation, biological process: protein histidyl modification to diphthamide.